GCGAGAGUGUCCGCAAGAGACAUAUAUAAAAAAGCGGGAGGGAAACACAACAGGAAGGAAGCCAGAACAUCAACCACGACAUCAAUACCACAGAUCACACCGCAGUUGAGGACUUCAAAAGUCAAAACCUAGGUCAAGAUGCACCAGUGGGCCUCGCUCGCGGCAGCGGUCGCGCUGCUAGCCAACGGCGCCACGGCACAGUUCAACAUGCUGCGGUUCGCGUGCUCGCAGCUGGUGGUGGACCGCGUCGACCCGCUGGUCAACCCGGGCAUGCGCUACACGCCGCACCUGCACCAGAUCGUCGGCGGCAACUCGUUCAACCUGACCAUGACGCCGGUCGAAUUCGACCUGGCCAAGCGGUCGACCUGCACGUCGUGCACCUUCCACCAGGACAAGUCCAACUACUGGACCGCCGUCAUGUUCUUCAAGCAUAAGAACGGAUCCUACCACCGCGUGCCCCAGACCGGCAACGGCGGGCCGCAGGGCAAGCUCGUCAACAAGGGCGGGCUGGACGUGUACUACAUUCCCAGCGGCAAGGUGACGGCGUUCAAGCCUGGCUUCCGCAUGCUGGCCGGCAACGCGGCCAACACGGACGACAGCAAGGUGUCCAAGGGCAACAUCUGCCACCGCUGCUGGACGUCGACCAGCGAGGACAACUUCGUGGGAGGGGCGCCCUGCACCGGCUCCGACACGGUGGGCAUCCCGCAGGACACCAAGUGCAAGAUGAUCCGCCAGACCAUCAUCUUCCCGACCUGCUGGGACGGCAAGAACCUCGACUCGCCCGACCACAAGUCGCACAUGACCUACAGCGGCACCGGCGCCUCGGGCGGCGGCAACUGCCCGUCCACCCACCCGGUCAAGGUGCCCCAGGUCAUGUACGAGCUCAUGUGGGACGUCAGCCAGUUCGCCGACCGCAGCAUGUGGCCCGACUCUGGUCCGGCUUUCAUCUACAGCAUGAACCUUGGUGGCUCGGCCGCCCACGGCGACUACGUCUUCGGCUGGGAGGGAGACAGCCUGCAAAAGGCCAUGGACAACCAGUGCAACCUCAACGUCGCCUGCCCCCGCGCUGGCCUCACCGUCCAGACGCCGGAUCAGUACAGCGCCUGCACCAUCAAGCAGCAAGCUCCUGAGCCCGUCGACGGCUGGCUCAAGGCCAUGCCCAUGGGCGAGAUGGCCGUGCGUGCUUAAUUCAGGGCUCUUAUUACAAUACUAUAUCCCCCGGGUCGGCGAAGGAAAACGGAGAUGACAGGCACGCCACCCACUUCUGCUUCGCCGUUUACUCUCUGGCAAGCAACGCUGCC
This is a messenger RNA of Chaetomium strumarium, 1301 nucleotides long. RefSeq lists its product as uncharacterized. The coding region runs from base 139 to 1188 and encodes 349 amino acids. The record is from RefSeq and is a predicted model, not a curated record. The transcript is spliced from 4 exons. NCBI's taxonomy places the organism in Eukaryota, Fungi, Ascomycota, Sordariomycetes, Sordariales, Chaetomiaceae.